AUGUCUACAAACAUCCAAGCAAACAGAACGUAUUGGAGCCAGUUGGGAAAGUCUCAGAUUGAGAAGACUUUGGCGAGAGAAGAGAUUAGGAAUCGUGCCAAGUUCGUGAUUCUCUUCCUCGGAGAUGGAAUGGGCGUCAGCACGGUGACCGCUGCUAGAAUUUACAAGGGUCAAUUUAAGAAUCAAAGUGGCGAGGAGACUGUGCUUUCAUGGGAAGAAUUUCCGUACGUGUCACUGUCAAAGACCUAUGGUCUGGAUGCGCAGACCUCUGAUUCAGCAAACUCUGCUACAGCCUACCUGUGUGGAGUUAAGGCCAAUAUUGGUACUGUUGGAGUGGACUCCACUGUCAAGGGUGGCGAGUGUCACAACGACAGCACAGCAUACGUAGACAGCAUUAUGCAGUGGGCUCAAGAUGCCGGCAUGUGGACGGGCCUUGUAACUACAUCGACAGUCACUGAUGCCUCUCCAGCGGCUGCCUACGCUCACUCAGGCUUCCGUGAGUGGCAGCAUUUUGUUCCGAAAGACUGCAAUGCGUCGGAUAUUGCAAAGCAACUGAUAUAUAACUCACCUGGCAGAGACAUGAGGGUAAUUCUGCUCACGAAGCAUGCCGAUCCAGACUGGCGACACAGCGACGUCAAGGGCUUCGUGGCGAGUGAAUAUAAGAUGUUUAAACUCCCAGGCGUGGAGCCUAUGGGUUGGCAAGGAAUCAUGCCAGUGACUGUUGAGAAGUGGAAGAGCUAUCUGGACCAUGUUUCCGAACAGAAACACAUCAUCGACGAUGUUGUUGACUAUGGUCUGGCUGCAGUAGUCCACCCGGAGGACGAAAAAUUGAGCAGCGCGGAUUCGAGUUGUGAUGAAGACGAUGAGAUGUGCACCCCUCUAACGGACUAA
Molecule: messenger RNA, 891 nt
Organism: Rhipicephalus sanguineus (brown dog tick)
Lineage: Eukaryota; Metazoa; Arthropoda; Arachnida; Ixodida; Ixodidae
Product: alkaline phosphatase, tissue-nonspecific isozyme-like
Exons: 4
Coding region: 1-891 (296 amino acids)
Biological process (GO): dephosphorylation
Molecular function (GO): alkaline phosphatase activity
Source: RefSeq, a predicted model, not a curated record